This is a messenger RNA of Adineta steineri, 2541 nucleotides long. The record is from the annotation of a GenBank genome assembly. Lineage: Eukaryota; Metazoa; Rotifera; Eurotatoria; Adinetida; Adinetidae.
UUAUCUGAUAUGGAUAAUUUUAAUAUAUUUUUAUACUUAGAAUAUAAAAUACAAAAUCAUUACAAUUUUCUUUUAAAUAUUUUAUAUAAUUAUAAUGCAUUCAAACGAAAGGAAAAAUAGACGAACAGAAAGAUGUCAAUAUGAUAGUAUAGAAAUAGAUCUAUUUUUUUUUGUAUUGAUCGUAGAUAAUAAUUCAAUAGCUAAAUAUUAAACUCCAAGUCUUAUAAGAAUAUAAUAUAGCAUAAAAAUGAUCAUAUUCAAAAACAAUUUCCUAUAAAUAUCAUAUAAUCAGAAAAGAAAUUUAAUAAAUACGAUACAUAAUUCUUUUUCACGAAUUAUUUAUGCACGUAAUAAGAGCAAGGGGGGUCGAAAAAAAAAGAUUCAUUUUAAGUUAAUGAUUGAAUAUAUUAAUUAAAGUUUGUUUCAUGUAAACAAUGCGCGCCUUGUGAAAAUUGUUUACGGCAGUAAAUCCCACGGCAGUAAAUCCAGGACACCAUUUUGUUUGUAUUUUCACUCGCGCUAAAUUGAGCAUCAUGAAUAUUCAUAUUAACUUUAUUUCUAGGUACUCCAAUAAAUGUUCAAGCAACAUAUCCAUCAUCGUUUACUGUCGACAGUUCAUUGUAUUAUCGUGAUUGUAAUAUGCCAAAAUGUUACUAUGAAGCUUUGCAAAUUAAUGUAUUCGAAACAGGUAUAUAUGUUCUGUGGAGUGAGAGCAACGUGAAUACAUAUGGUUAUAUAUAUCAACAUGAUUUUAAUCCAUUCGAACCUUUGAAAAAUCUGCUUGCUGAACAUGAUGGUAAAUGUAACAAUGGACAAUUUAAACUGAUCAUUGAUCUUCAAGUCAAUGCGAAAUAUGUAUUAGUCGUGACAACACAUCGUCCAAUGACAACAGGAAAUUUUUCUGUUUUCAUCUCUGGACCAUAUAAUGUCAGUCUCACUAAUUUUAGUUCAAAAGAGAGCAGUUGUAUCAUUGGUCAUCUUUGUAAUUCUUAUGUCAAAGGCAUUGGCUUGACUCUGGACGACAUUUUACAAGAUGUGCUUCGGCCAAAUGUGAUGUUAAAUAAACAAUCAUUCUCAAUCAAAAUAAGUGCAGCUUUGACAAUCGUUAUGUUUGUCGCAGGUUCUAUCAACGCCAUUCUUUCCUUUUACGUAUUCAAACAUAAAGAUGCACAGCAAGUUGGAUGUGGGAUAUAUCUUCUUGCAUCGUCCAUUAUUUCAUUUCUUACAGUUACCAUGUUCAUGAUAAAAUUCUGGUUUCUUGUCCUUACUCAGAUCAAUGUAUCGACGAGUACUGCCGUUCUUCGUGGAGGUUGUGAAUCGAUCGAAACUAUUUUGAAAGUAUGUCUCUAUUUGGAUGGUUGGUUGAAUGUUUGCGUUGCUAUUGAACGUGCAAUUCAUGUUUUUAAAGGAGUCAACUUUGAGAAAGCAAAAAGUAAACGCAUAGCCCGAUGGAUUGUUUUCAUUUUACCAUUUUGCAUCACUAGUACUCUAAUCCAUGAAUUUAUUUAUCGUAAACUAUUUGAAUAUCAAACAGAACCAGAUAAGAUUAGCACAGGUGAGUUUUGUCCAACACCCAUUUGGAAUCCGACUGGAAUUACGAUUGCUAAUCGAUCGAUUGUCGGUCAAUUUCCUAUCACCAUUUUUGUGAACACAAACAAUACAGUUUAUGUCGCUAAUCUAGAGGAGGGCACUAUUGUCAUAUGGGAUGAACAUAGUGUCAAUUCAACAAAAAUCAUUUCCGGUAAUUUUAAUCAACCCGGUUCUUUCUUCGUGACAUCAAAUGGUGAUAUUUAUGUUGAUGAUGGCUGGGGAAAUCGUCGAGUACAGAGAUGGAGUGCAGAAACAAAUACUUUUGCUAAAGUGAUGAAUGUCAACUCAUCAUGUGAUGGUUUGUUUGUCGAUAUCAAUGAUACUCUUUAUUGUUCAAUGUCUGAUCAUCAUCAAGUAUUGAAAAGAUCAUUAAAUGAUGCUGUUAUAACUUCAAAUCGUGUUGCUGCUGGAACAGGUAUUGAAGGAUCAGGCUCGAAUCAACUUAAUAGUCCUCAUGGAAUCUUUGCCGAUGUGAAUAUGGAUUUAUAUGUGACAGAUUGUCGAAAUAAUCGAGUUCAGUUGUUCCAGUCGGGAAAACCAAAUGGCAUCACAGUGGCUGGAAAUACAUCAAUAAAUCCAACAAUUACACUUUUUUGUCCUACUGGAAUUGUCUUAGAUGCUGAGAAGUACUUAUUCAUUGUGGAUCGACGCAAUCAUCGUAUUGUUGGUUCAGGCUUGAAUGGUUUUCGAUGUUUAGUUGGAUGUUAUGGAAUAGGUUCACAAUCCAAUCAAUUGGAUAAUCCAUUUAGUUUUAGUUUCGAUCAUUCUGGAAACAUGAUUGUUACUGAUCAAGAGAAUGAUCGAAUUCAAAAAUUUCAAUAUUUCGAAGAAUCAUGUGUUACUCAGAGAAAAUUAAAAAGAAAACCUAUCUUAGAAGCUGAAAAUGAAACUCCUGAUGGAUUUAAAACUGAAUUAUUGAUCGAUAAUAUUAUCGUCAUGUUAGUUGCAUGA